AUGUUUUGUUUUGUUUACUUAGAUGAUAUCCUAAUUUCCUCGAAAGAUAAGAAAUCUCAUCUUCAAGAUAUCCGCAAAGUGUUACAAAUCUUGAAGAAGGAAAAUUUGGUAUGCAAAAAGAAGAAAUGUCAUUUCUUACAAGAGUCUGUAGAAUUCCUAGGAUUCAGAUUGGGUAAAAACGGUAUUAUGGUACAACAAGAAAAAAUUCGAGCAGUUAAAGAGAUGCCCACGCCAAACACAAUUAAAUCAGCUCAAUCCUUUCUGGGAAUGGUAAACUAUUAUAGGAAUUUUAUUCCCCAGUGCUCAUUGUUGUCCAAACCUAUUAUUGAAUUUAUUUCUAAAAAAUGUGAUUGGUCCAAGAAACAAGAUCAAGCGGUUAUUACUCUAAAACAAAAAUUAUGCUCAGCACCCGUACUAGUCUCAUUUAUUCCUGGUGACGAAUACCGUCUCUCUACAGAUGCUAGCACUAUCGCUCUUGGUGGGGGUACUAGAACGUUUGGGACAACUUGUUGGUGUAAUUGGUUAUUUUUCAAAAACUACUCAAGCACAUUAUCCGGUUGGAGAAAUAGAAUUGUUGUAUAUCAUUCAAAACUUACAACACUUCAAAUACUAUCUACAUGGACACCCACUUCAUCUUAA
Henningerozyma blattae CBS 6284 is the source of this 639-nucleotide messenger RNA. RefSeq lists its product as uncharacterized. NCBI's taxonomy places the organism in Eukaryota, Fungi, Ascomycota, Saccharomycetes, Saccharomycetales, Saccharomycetaceae. The record is from RefSeq and is a predicted model, not a curated record. The transcript has a single exon. The coding region runs from base 1 to 639 and encodes 212 amino acids.